Molecule: messenger RNA, 1928 nt
Organism: Caenorhabditis angaria
Lineage: Eukaryota; Metazoa; Nematoda; Chromadorea; Rhabditida; Rhabditidae
Source: the annotation of a GenBank genome assembly
AUGACGGAUGCCAAUAGAAAAUCUUCAAAGGAACUCAAAGAAAGGUAUUGGUUGAAUGAUAGGGUAGUAAAUAUAUCGGAUGAUGAUAAACUACUACCAUUUCAAGAAGAGAAUCCAACUUUCAUUAAAACGGGAAAUUUAGUAAAAUACAUGUAUUAAGCCUUUUCAGUGAACAAAUUGUGGAUGUAAUAACAUUGAGCAGCGACGAUGAAAACGAAUUCGAUGAUGACAAGCUUGAUGACCAAAGUAUGAAAGAAGCUAAAGAGAAGAUUAGUUCGGAAAAUGGUUCAAUGUUGAAUUUAUCGGAUGAAAUACUGACACUUCCAGCAAAAGAUCAUUUACAAAAGGAGAGAACUGGAGCAUCAAGCAGGUAUUUUUUCUUCAUCGUGUUCUGAUGAUUCUGCUCUGAAAAUUUUGUAGUUAUUUAUUUAACAAGGAAGAAUAUUUCAUAUUGCAAACUAUGUAAAAAAAACAUUUUUAAAUCUUACCUCUUACCUUCCUAAACAAUAUUUUUCUCGCCCCAAUUAUAUCCAAUUUUCAUUACAAACUGGAAAUUUAGUUAAAUAUAAAACAUUUUCAGUGAUAAAGUUGUGGAUGUUACAACAUUGAGCAGUGAAAGUGGCAGUGAAAGCGAAUUCGAUGAUGACGAUUUCGAUGAACAGAGUAUAAAAGAAGCUCAAAAGAAGAUUAUUUUGGCAAAUGGUUCAAGGUUCCAUUUAUCGGAUAAGAUACUGAAAUUGCGAGCAAAAGAUUUAUUGCGAAGAGAGCGAAUUGAGAAAGGAAUUCGAUCAUUGAACAGGUAAUUUUGUGAUUUUGGAUACUAAAAUUUAACACGUUUAUAAUUUUUCAUAUAAUUGAAAAUUUCAGAUCGAUGAAGGCGACGGAUGAUGCAAGUCACAGAAAGGAAGAAAAAUAUAGGAAAAGAAGUCCAAUUCGACAACAAUUUGAACAAUCAUCUUCUACUAGUUUACACACAAAACCAUUUGAAGGAAAUCGUGGAAACUCUAACAAGCGAUCUUCGAAACUUGAGCGGAUUUAUGAAAAAGUACGAGAAUUGCGUGAAAUGAAGGAAGUCUCGAAGUCUCCUCAAAAAGACAAAACACACAAAUCGGAGCCUAGUCAUAAGAGGUUAGAUAUUUUUAACUGUUUAGAUAGUUUUCAAUAUGCAUAGUUGUUCUUUGUUAGAACAAUAAUUUCAAAGUUUUCAGAUCUGAAGCAUCAAAACAAAACAAGAAAGAUUCAAAUUCAUCUUUAUCUGACAAAUCAAAGAAUCGUCGUGGAAGGUUUGAUAUUUUUACAAUUUUUUUUGACAUCAAACAUUUUUUAAAAGCAAUUUUUUUGAGACUUAUGUACACUUUCAAUUUGAUAAUUCUGGAUUUCAGAUCGAAAACUUCGAGUCGGGGAGUGGAGAAACGGUCACGUUCAUAUGAUUGCACAUCUUCAUCUGACGAAUCGGAGGAUCACCACGAGAGGUUCGAUAUUUUUCCUGAUUUUUACAUUCACAAGUUUAAAAGUUUUUCUGAAAAACUAAGUCAUUAGUUCAAUAUCUCCCAAUUUUCAGAAAAAUCAAAGCAUUAUAAUGAAAGGUUGGAUAUUUUCACUAUAUUUUUUAUUCAAAAAUUUUAAAUGCAAAUUUUUCUGAAAAUUUACAUUUUAAAAUUAAUAAAUCCCAUUUACAGAUCGGAAAAAUCGGAGCACAAAGCUGAGAAACUGUGGCGUUCAUCCAAAGAUUCAUCUUCAACUGACACAUUGAAACAUCGUCAUGAAAGGUUCGAUUGUUUUACUAUAUUUUUCAUUCAAAAAAAUUAUGAAAAAUAAUAUUUUCAACUCAAUAUCUCUUAAUUUUCAGAGCGGAAGAAUCACAUUGGAAAGCCAAAAAACGUUCAAGUUCGUCCAACCACUCAGCUGCCCCAAAAAAGCGACACUAA